AUGCUAGCGGUCGCCGACCUCCAGCCCCUCCUGGGCCUCAAGCCGGACGAGGAGACGCUGAAGCUGGCUCUGUCGGCACUGUUUCCCGGCCGCUCGCUUGUUGCAGACACAAAGUCGUAUCCCGACGCAGUGUACCAGAACUACUACUCACUGGGCAUCUCACUCUGCUUCGAGCCCGACGCGUCCAAGGUUAUGCGCUGCGUCACAGUCGACGUGUUCAACAGCCCCACUCCUGGCUCCUCGACGUCUGCAGGCGGACGACCACCAAAGGGCCCAACGUACGACGAAACGUCGCUGCCGCUCGUAUUCGAGUUUGCGGAGAAGGAGAUAGUCCUCCCGCCCCGGCAGGAGGGGGAGAAGGAGAUGCGCCUCCCCCGCGAACCGAGGGUGGAGGUGCGCAAGAAUACGACGGGGAGAGAGAUUGUCAGGAGUUUGGGUGAGCCGAGUCGCAAGGGCUCGGGAAGCUGGGUCGGCGUUUGGCUCGAGUGGAACUCUGUUGGACUCCUGAGGGCUGGAGAGAGAGUGGACGUCGGCGUCAUGCUCGAGCUGAAUGACCCCAAGGGAGCGGACCAGAUGAGCCAGGAGCAGAUGAAGCAGGGUAUGGGCGGGUUGUGGGAUAUGGCGGCCGGAUGGCGGUGGGGUGGGAUCAAGGUGUUCAAGGCUGAGCCCAAGAAGUCUUCAUAG
This is a messenger RNA of Trichosporon asahii var. asahii CBS 2479, 684 nucleotides long. RefSeq lists its product as uncharacterized. NCBI's taxonomy places the organism in Eukaryota, Fungi, Basidiomycota, Tremellomycetes, Trichosporonales, Trichosporonaceae. The transcript has a single exon. The record is from RefSeq and is a predicted model, not a curated record. Bases 1 to 684 code for a protein of 227 amino acids.